Aegilops tauschii subsp. strangulata is the source of this 2267-nucleotide messenger RNA. Its product is annotated as endoglucanase 5. Gene Ontology annotation, biological process: carbohydrate metabolic process. The record is from RefSeq and is a predicted model, not a curated record. Gene Ontology annotation, molecular function: hydrolase activity, hydrolyzing O-glycosyl compounds. Lineage: Eukaryota; Viridiplantae; Streptophyta; Magnoliopsida; Poales; Poaceae.
CCUCCCUCCCUCCCUUUCUUUCAACACAGCCCACCAACCCAACAUCGCAAUCCAUUCCUACUACUUUGUAUAUCUGCGCGCCCAUAUAUAAACGCAGCAUCGGCCAUGUACAGCGAAGAUAUUGUCGAGAAGGGCGAGGGCGAGGAGCAGGAGGUCCGCUGCUAAAUCUGGAAGUCGAUCAUUAGCCAUUUAUUUACUACUUACUCGGGAGCUAGGCAGGCCGGGGGUCAAUUACUCCGUCGGUUAUCUCAUCUAUCAGUUUCCGUCUCGAGCUUAAGUUACCAGGGAGGAGGAGGAGGAGGUUCACUUUUCGGAGGAGGCGCUGACCCAUUUCCAUUCUUGGAAACCCGUUACUCCGGCGAGCGAGGCCGGCCGCCGGUGGCCAUUCUUCGAGCGGGCAUCGGUCGAAGGGAUCGAGCAAGGUCGAUCGCACCGUCGGCGCUUGGCUUGGAGUUUCGUACGGGAGGCCGAUCGACCGACCGCGGGUUUCUUUCUUGGCGCGCGCGCGGGGCGGGCGGUCGCUGAGAUGAGCGAUGUCACCGGCAGGUUCGUGCUGGCCGCGGCCGUCGCGGUGGCGUCGCUGGUGAUGGCGGCGGCGGCGCGGCACGACUACGGGGACGCGCUGUCCAAGAGCCUGCUCUACUUCGAGUCGCAGCGGUCGGGCCGGCUGCCGUACAACCAGCGGGUGCGGUGGCGCGGCCACUCGGGGCUCACCGACGGGCUGGAGCAAGGGGUGGACCUCGUGGGAGGCUACUACGACGCCGGCGACCAUGUCAAGUUCGGCCUCCCCAUGGCCUUCACCGUCACCAUGCUCUCCUGGGCCGUCCUCGAGUACGGCGACCAGAUCGCCGCCGCCGGCGAGGGCGCCCACGCGCUGCAGUCCAUCAAGUGGGGCACCGACUACUUCAUCAAGGCGCACACCGCGCCCAACGAGCUCUGGACCCAGGUCGGCGACGGCGACUCAGACCACUACUGCUGGCAGCGGCCGGAGGACAUGACGACGUCGCGGCGGGCCUACAAGGUGGACGCCGAGCACCCCGGCUCGGAGGUGGCCGCCGAAACCGCCGCCGCCAUGGCCGCCGCGUCCAUCGUGUUCCGGCGAGCCGGCGACGCGCACUACGCGCACCUCCUCCUCCACCACGCGCAGCAGCUGUUCGAGUUCGCGGACAAGUACCGGGGGCGGUACGACGCGAGCGUGCGGGUGGUGAAGAGCUACUACCCGUCGGCGAGCGGGUACAACGACGAGCUGCUGUGGGCGGCGCUGUGGCUGCACCGCGCCACCGGCGGCCGCGAGUACCUCGACUACGCCGUCGCCAACGCCGACGACUUCGGCGGCACCGGCUGGGGCGUCUCCGAGUUCAGCUGGGACAUCAAGUACCCCGGCCUCCAGAUCCUCGCCUCCAAGCUGCUGCUGGAGGAGAAGGACCUGAGCUCGGAGUACCGCGCGGUGCUGGAGAAGUACCGUGCCAAGGCCGAGUUCUACGUGUGCUCCAACAUGAACAAGAACCCCGGCGGCGCCGCCCGCAACGCGCCCCGCACCCCGGCGGGGCUCAUCUUCAUCCGGCCCUGGAACAACCUCCAGUACGUGACCAACGCCGUCUUCCUCCUCACCGUCCACUCCGACCUGCUGGCCGCGCUCGGGGAGCCCCUCCGCUGCACCGUCGACGAGGACGCCGACACCUCGGACACGGGCGGCGAGACGGCGGCGGACGUCGUUGUGCGCGCCGAGGAGGUGCUGGCGUUCGCCAAGACCCAGGCGGACUACAUCCUGGGCACGAACCCGAUGGAGACGAGCUACCUGGUCGGGUACAGCGACAAGUACCCGCGGCGGGUGCACCACCGGGCGGCGUCGACGGCGUCGUUCGCGGACGAGAAGGGGUUCAUCGGGUGCGCGCAGGGGUUCGACUCGUGGUACAGCGCGGGGGAGGAGAACCCGCACGACCUCGUCGGCGCCGUCGUCGGCGGGCCCGACGGCGAGGACCGGUUCAACGACCAGCGCGGCGCGUACAUGCAGACCGAGGCCUGCACGUACAACACCGCGCCCAUGGUCGGCGUCUUCUCCAGGCUCAUGGAGCUCGACGCGGAGGAGCGGCUGCGGGAGCAACGAGACCUGUGAAGAAGCGGCUCGUCGCCGGCCGGUGAAUAUGUUCAGCUGUAGGAAUGUUAAUUGAAUAACUGAGAAAAAAAUGUGGAAAAAGAAAGAGUGGGAAAAGGCGAUUUGUACAUUCUUUUUGUUGAUUAAUUCGUAUAGGUUUUACUUUGUUUCA